Messenger RNA from Dothidotthia symphoricarpi CBS 119687, 702 nucleotides. Its product is annotated as NAD(P)-binding protein. Bases 1 to 702 code for a protein of 233 amino acids. Lineage: Eukaryota; Fungi; Ascomycota; Dothideomycetes; Pleosporales; Dothidotthiaceae. The record is from RefSeq and is a predicted model, not a curated record. The transcript has 2 exons.
AUGACACGCACACUCAUCCUCUUCGGCGCCGGCCCCGGCAUUGGAAACCACGUCGCCGCCGAAUUCGCCUCAAAAGGCCUAACCCACAUCAUCCUUCUCGCGCGCAACACACACCGGCUCGAAAACGAAGACGCACCCUUCAUCACCAAAGCAUCACCCGGCGUAAUAGUCUCCACACUCCCCAUCGACCUCGCAGACCUAUCGUCCCUACCCGCCGUGCUGUCAAAGCUCGACGACCUAACAGCAGGCGAAGACGUAGAAGUCAUUUUCUUCAACGCUGCGCGCAUCAAGCCGAGUGAAGUUUUGGACGUCAGUGUUGCGGAAAUCGAUGAGGAUUUCAAGACGACGACGCUGUCCCUCUACGCAAUCUCUCAGCACUUUCUCCCGAAACUGCAAGAUCGGGCUUCUAAUUCUGCACUCAAGCCUGCUCUCUUGGUCACUUCCUCACAUCUCCCCUGGGAUCCUGUUCCGCAGUUGGUGUCUCUUUCUCUAGUCAAAGCGGCGCAGCGCACUAUGGUGAUUGCGCUGAAUCGCGCGUUUGGGGACAAGGGCGUGCAUGUGGGGGUAGUGAGUGUGGAGGGGCAGGUUGGGGUAGAGAAUCGGGUGUUGAAUCCGAAGGCGAUUGCGGAGCGGGCGGUCAAGUUCUGGGAGGGCGGUGUCGAGGCAGGUAUUGAAGUCAAGAUUGCGGAAGAGGAACAAUGA